CGCAGUUACGUAUGGACCAAGUGUUGUCUUACUCGACUGCAAUUAAGAUUGUUUCGCAGUUACUUAUGGAACACGAGCUGUCUUACAUGACUGCUAUUGAGAUUAUGUUUCGGAGUUACUUAUGGACCAAGUGCUGUCUUACAUGGCUGCAAUUGAGAUAAUGUUUAGCAGUUUUGGUGGACCCUUAGCUUCCUACUGUACUGUAACUUGAAUUAGUAAAAUAGGAAAGUUUUUUUCAAAAGUGGAUAGAAGCUUCUAUCUUUGGCGGAUAGAAGCUUUUCUGGAACGGAAUCCUAGCUGUCUAGAAGAUACUUACUGAAAAUGUUUACACUUUACAGAUAUUUUUGUAGUGUACAGAUUAAGACUUCACUGGAAUGUAGUGGAACCGAAAAUUGGCCUGAUUCCGUUCAGAAAUGGAAGCGGGAUAUUUUUUGUUGAGUUUCCUGACGAAGGAAUUAUUUCUGUUGAAAAUUCGUUUUGACACAGAAUAUGUUUGUUUAAAUUGUGUUCUGACGCGGCAUCGUUUUGGCCCGUUAGUUACCUAGUUUAUGUACUUCAUUGUAAAUUUUGUUUUUAUUUGCUUCUCAGGGAAUUGGAAUGUAUUUGCAGCUCUAAGCUGAAUAUACCGCACUUCUUUAGCAAAAUGUAUUAACGAGGUUUAACUCGUUUUUGUGAUAUUAUUGUAUGCAAUUUAAACAACAUUGCGCAACCAUUUGAAAGGAAAAGUCUUCCAUAGCGAUAGAUUUGUAAUAAUUUACUUUGCUCUGCACUUAUUUUUCAUAACGUAAAACGGAAUAUACGUCCAGGGUUACUAAUUUUUAAGAUAGACUCGAUGAUUUGCAAAACUGUUGGAAGUUGGUCGCAAUUACUGCAGCGUAAUUUUUCUAAAGAUUUUGUUAGGCAACCGUUCUGGUAUUCAUUAGCUAGAAGGCUGUUAUAUCGUGUAUUACGUGAUGAGGCCUUGUCGAAAUUGAACGAUCGCAAGGUUUUUGUUUUUCAUCUAAAUUUUUGACUAAAAUCGACUGGAAUUUUCACUUUCGUAACCUAAUUCUACGUUUGGUGAUAAUUUUCGUAACAGAUUGUGUAUCGUUUGUAGGGAGUAAUUCACUUCAUUUACUUAUCCCAUUUCCGUUAUUUUUUCUGCAGGCGCGGAACGGCUGCUUUAGGUGACUAUUUCUCUCGAGUCUAAAAUCAAUCUCUUUAUACUCCUAACGCGGCAACGCCAACAUUCCGCUAUCUAUAUUUGCUGUUGACAUUUUGUAUUCACGUUGUUCGCUGAACAAACAAAAACCUGUGGCUGAACGUUGUUCUUUUCAAUUUUGGAAAUCUAAAAUUUCAACAUUGAAUCACGGCAGUAACUAGUAAGCUGGACUUGGCCUUGAACUAGACUUGAAGUGCUACACGAUUAACACCAGGACUUGACAAGAAUCCAGAGGAUGGCAUUGGUGCCAGCUUGUGUUGGGACUCAGCUGAAGUAUGCCCCCUUUGCUUCUUCAGUUGAUGUUGGUUUCUGGUAUACAUUCAACAAGAAGAAGCUUGAAGAAUACAAGUUGAACACAGAUCCGGUGUGUCUACGUGGAGGAUAUGUCAACACCGAAGAUCAAGGGCAGGCACCAAGAUUAUCCAUUCUAUACAGUGCUUUUGCAAGGCCUGCAAAUGAGACUUCCAGUCCUGGCAUGUUUUCAUGCCCAGGAGUCUUGUUGCACACCAACACCGUCGAGGAAUUCAAGAGCUGCAACAGGAAAGAGCUCCUAAAUAGCAUUGCAGACGAGCGGCUUUACCAACACAUGUUAUCUGGAAAGGCUUUAGAUGAGCCGCAAAUUCUUGCCACCUUUAUUGUGCAUCUGUUUGCUGACCUGAAGAAAUACCACUAUAUCUAUUGGUUUGCGUUUCCGGCUUUCAUCAGCCAUAAGGAGACUAUAGAAGAGCCUAUCAAGACCCUGGAGGAGUAUUGGACAAAGGAACAGAUGGAGAUCUUUACACAAGGCUACCUAACAAUAGAAAGCGAUGUUAACCCCGGAUUUUUUGUUUUGGAACAACCGUCUGAAGAAUGUUUCUGCUUCCACCCACUCAGAGAUUACGGCAAGCUGCUGGAAGAACAACGGCAGGUGUGUUUGGGGGUAGCGGACCCCAGCAGCAUCGGUGGUGUGCCAGGCUGGCCUCUACGUAAUCUUCUCACUCUGGCUCACCUGCAGUGGCCCUCUCACUCCAGCCACAAAGUUCUGUGUUUGCGGAUGUCGGUGCGUCGAGGCGAACGCUCCGUCUCCCACAGCCUCAUAUUUAGGGUUCGACUUGAGCCCAGGGAGAACGCUACGGACCUUACACCCUGCGUCGGCUGGGAGAAAGAUGGAGCUGGCAAUUUGGCUCCCAUCAAACUUGACCUCUCGGCUUCCAUGGACCCUGAGAAAGUGUGCGACAGUGCGUGUGAGCUGACCCUGCAGCUGAUGCGGUGGCGAGUGGCGCCUGCACUCGACACACACGCGCUUCAGAAGACGCGCUGCCUCCUGCUGGGCGCCGGCACGCUUGGCUGUAAUGUCGCCAGAGCUCUUAUGGGCUGGGGCAUGAUGCACUUCACAUUUGUUGACAGCGGCCACGUGUCGUACAGCAACCCGGUGCGUCAGUCACUGUACAGCUUCUCCGACUGCCUUGGGGGAGGUCAGCUCAAGGCUGUCGCUGCUGCUAGGGCCCUCAAGCUCAUCAGGCCGAGUGUUAUUUCAGAAGGCGUGGUGCUGACCAUACCAAUGCCCGGGCACCCACCAGGCCGCCACCAGGAGCAGGUGGCCGUGUCUGCGGUUGAGCGCCUGCAGCAGCUCAUAGCUGACCACGACGUCGUCUUCCUCCUCACCGACUCCAGGGAGAGCCGCUGGCUGCCUGCCCUCAUAGGGGCCUCGAUGAACAAGAUCGUGAUCACUGCAGCACUAGGUUUUGAUUCCUUCGUAGUCAUCCGCCAUGGCUCUAAGCCAAACCACGGCGCUGCUGUUGAGAGCUGCACGGAUCUGAUCGACUACUCCUGCAAGUUGGUGCCCGGCCGCCAUCUUGGCUGCUACUUCUGUAAUGAUGUCGCCGUGCCUGGAAACUCUCAGGAGGACAGGACGCUGGACCAGCAGUGCACGGUGACGCGCCCCGGUGUGAGUCUCAUGGCUGCCGCACAAGCCGCUGAGCUCCUCGCAUCUCUCCUGCAACACCCGCUCAGGCACGACGCCCCUAGCGGUCUGGGCAGCACCGAAGGCGUGCUAGGGGCGGUGCCCCACAGCGUGCGCAUGUUCCUGAGCAGCCAACAGCUCCUGACCCCCACCAGCCCGGCAUUCAAGCAGUGUUCUGCGUGUGGCCAACAGAUCCUCGCAGCCUAUGAGCGUGAAGGCACCAACUUGAUCCUGAAGGUGCUGAACUCGUCCAAGCACCUCGGGGAGGUCAGUGGCAUCGCCCAGCUCAAGGUGCCGCUCUUCGGCGAGGACCUCAGCGAUUCCCUCUCAGAGACGUUCUCCAUAUCGGACGAAGAGGCAUCGUAGCUGCGUUAAUCCUGAGAUGGGAUUAGUCAAUUAGUUAUUGUGAUGGCUUCAUUAAUUGAAGAAUAUAUCAUUUUAAUAAAAUUAGCCACUGUCGACUAUUCAUUCAAUAUUAUCAGAUUGUUAGGUUGGGAUUAAAACAAGCAACGGCUGGCAUCACUUGCAAAUUUUAACUUUGUGUUUAAUUAUUUAACGAUUUAGUUCUGACUUCUAUUUAAGCUGAAAGAAAAUCAAAUUCGCUCUCCGGGCUUUAUUUCUGAUACGUAGUUAUAGUAUAUAUGUUAAAGCCUUCUACACUGAAAAUGAAGGGAUAACUUUUUGGAAUUUAUACUGUAAGUGUACUCGAAGAGACUAAUUAUCUCAAAUUUGAUAUGUAGUACGCGUGUUUUCUUUUAAUAAUGUCCCACAUUUGUUCGGUCACUACAGGAAAAUUUACUACAUGAAUGCU
Messenger RNA from Hyalella azteca, 3954 nucleotides. It is a transcript of the gene Atg7, whose product is annotated as ubiquitin-like modifier-activating enzyme ATG7. Gene Ontology annotation, cellular component: phagophore assembly site; cytoplasm. Gene Ontology annotation, biological process: autophagy of mitochondrion; C-terminal protein lipidation; protein modification by small protein conjugation. The transcript has 17 exons. Gene Ontology annotation, molecular function: Atg12 activating enzyme activity; Atg8 activating enzyme activity. NCBI's taxonomy places the organism in Eukaryota, Metazoa, Arthropoda, Malacostraca, Amphipoda, Hyalellidae. Bases 1437 to 3509 code for a protein of 690 amino acids. The record is from RefSeq and is a predicted model, not a curated record.